Molecule: messenger RNA, 2229 nt
Organism: Zychaea mexicana
Lineage: Eukaryota; Fungi; Mucoromycota; Mucoromycetes; Mucorales; Lichtheimiaceae
Exons: 5
Coding region: 1-2229 (742 amino acids)
Source: RefSeq, a predicted model, not a curated record
AUGUGGAUUAACCACGUCGUCCGAAUUACCUUGGCAACAGCAGCCACUGCUGUACUCGCAAUCGUCUCUGUUCAGGCAGUGCCAGAUCCAGGGAAAUUCUCAGCUGGGAAUCUUAUUGCCGAGCUUGGAAAUCGAAGUGUAAAAUCACACCGUCUUGAUAAACGAGAUGUGCUUGAGGACUUUGAUCAUUUCUGCCCUGCUCAGAGAGAAACUCAUGCCGCCGAAGUCUUUAGCCAUUUCACCGGAGUUUUCUUUGGAGAUUUUAUCACUGGCGGUGCUCAAGACAUUUUGGGUCCUCUGGCGGUUGGAGGAGCCUUCACUGCACCAAAUUACCUAGUCAACGCUAAUCAUGCGCUCAGCUGCAGCGGGUCAAGCAUUGUCGACAGAUUUGGUUUGGUUAUUGGAGGAGAAGUGGAUACAUACGAUACCAGAAUUCGCGGAAGCGUAUUCUAUCAGUCUGUCAGUGUCUCUGCAGAUUUGAGGCUGCUCUCUGAAGGCGAAGGCUGCUCGCUGUUUACCGAUUCGAGUCCUGUUGAUUUCGAUGUUGUGGAAAGCGUAUCCAUUGUGGCCUCGCUACUCCUCUCAUCCUUAACGCCCAAUGUGCAGCUAAACGCAGACGGCACUGUCAAUGUCCUUGAUUCGUCGAGCACGCGAUACUCGAUCUUCACCUUCAAUACUUGCUCCAGCUGUGAUCUUCAAGGUACUCUAUCCGACCCUUCAGCUAUUUUUUUCAAUCAAGGCAACUGGAACGGCCCUCAAGGUGGCUGGAGCCAAGGCGACGAUGAACUUGUUGUUUUCAACAUUCCUGUUUUAGCUGGCAGUACGGUUGAGAUUAACAGCAACAAUCCAAGCAACGGCUUCAAUGCAUGCAAGACUAUUUACAACAUCUACCCAGUGAACCUGAACGGUGAAUAUAGUGUCACGGGCGAGAUCACCUUUAUUCGAAACACUGCAAGUCAGCUUGAAGGUUUCUCAUUGGCACCUCAAGCGAACGUACUUGAUGGUACAACAGGCGCCUUUGCCGGGAACAUCAUUGGGCUCAGCUAUGGAUGGCGAUACUACCCAACUGGUGUGGAAAUUCAUGAUUAUGCUGCUGCUGGCGACGGCUGCGAUGAGUUCCAAGAUUGUUUACCUGGAAAUGGAGGCAGCGGUCCAGGCAAUGGGGGAGCAACCACAGGCACCACUACUAUGGUCGAAGUCGUCACCACAACAUACACAUCAACUGCAGUGGCUAUGACAACGAUGACUUACGGACCCGAUGUUGGCGUACUUACGCUACCUUCCGAUUAUACCUUCCCUCCAGACUAUCAUACUACAUUUUUUGUGGAUGUCGACACUGACUGCGAAGUACAAACUACUGAAGUAACGGUGACCGAACCGCCAACAACUGUUACAAGCAGAAUAGAGAUAUACGACACAGAAACACUUACCAGCACUGCCACUGAUAUUUCGACGCAAUUGGUUACGAAUACAUUGACGUCAACAGAAGUUACUGAAAUCGUCAUAACCGAACCAGGCACAACCAUCACUGUGUCUGACUCGGUAAUUACUGUACCUCCUGAAACAGUAACAACGGAAAUCACUCUUAUCGAUGUGAUCACUACCACCGAUACGUCCCUAAUCACCAACCUUGCUACGAAUGUCUAUACAACUGUUGAAACCUUACUUACUGAUAUGACCCUUGUCAUUCCUGGAGAAACAUACACAACGGCCGUGGAAACACUGGUUCAAGUUCCAACAACCGAGACUUUUGUCGUUACGUUUAGCGAUGAACCUUCAAUAGGCACAACUGAAUAUGUUACAUCCUUCUCAGAGCCUACAACUAUGAUCCUCACAGUAACCGACAGUAAUAGAGUGACGGAGCAUGUGACACAUGCGACGCAAACGACCAGAACAAUUACCUCCUAUAUGACGCAAACGGACAGACAUACAGAUUCUCCCAUGACAAGCACCACCAGGACAAAGACCAUCACGACCGAUAUCCCUGGCAUCACUGUCACUUCUGAAGGAACUGAGUAUGCUUAUUAUCUUACUUACCCCUAUGACAAGUACCAUGGAAAGGGCAAAAAGAAGAUCGGAAAGUGGAACCACGGUGACAAAUGGGAUAAGGAUAGCGACUGGGAAGGAGACGAUGAUGACUGGGAAGGGGAUGAUGAUGACUGGAAAGAAGACGAUGGUGACUGGGAAAAGAAGGAUGAGAAGACUUGGCACAAGGAGAAAUACGAUUAA